UGGUGGUUGCGUGUCGUCAUCAUCCCCGCGACGUUCUUUUUCAUUUUGUAAACAUCAGCUGGGGAAGUAAAUUGAGGAGAAGUCAUGGAUAAUCUCGUGAAGGUGCACGGAGGGGGGGGCUAUGACUCUGACUUCAGUGAUGAUGAAGGGCCAGGAGAGUCCUCAGAAAAAGGACUUAAAAGGAAACGUGAGGAGGAAAUCCUACAGAAGCCUUUCCAGAAAGGCCGGCACUCAAAGGUGGCUCACCGAAGUUUACACUCCAAUGAACUCGACAGAGAGGAAGCCAGGAACAGAAGAGCCCACCUGAUAUCAAUGAAUGCUUUUGAGCGCCAUAAGAAGUUUGUGGGGGACUACAUACUUUAUUAUGGAGGACAGAUGGCCGACUUGAAACGCUCGAGAGCCAAUGACAAAACAGACGUGGAUGUGCUGCGAGAGAAUCAUCGCUUCCUCUGGAGGGAUGAGGACGAGGAUGACAUGACAUGGGAAAAAGAACUUGCCAAGAAGUAUUACGACAAGCUGUUUAAGGAGUACUGCAUUGCUGACCUCAGCAGAUACAAGGAAAACAAGUUUGGAUUCCGUUGGCGGACUGAGAAUGAAGUCGUCUCGGGCAAAGGUCAGUUCCAGUGUGGAAACAAACGUUGUGAGAAGCAGGAAGGCCUAAAAAGCUGGGAGGUGAAUUUUGCCUACGUGGAACACAGUGAGAAGAGAAAUGCAUUGGUCAAACUAAGAAUAUGCCCUGAAUGCUCUUUCAAACUCAACUACCACCACAAGAGAAAGGAGGUAAAAGCAAAGAAAAUCACUAAAAGGUUAUCUGAGAAUCAGGAGCCGCCACAGAAGAAGAAGAAAAAGAAGACGAAGCGGUCCUCUUCACACUCAAAGAAGCACAAACACAAGAGGCACCGAGCCUUCUCUCCUUGUUCGCCUACAGAUCGCCCCACCUCUUCCAGCAGCUCAGAGGAGUCCCAGGACUCAGACAAAGACUCUGAAGCUGGAGAUGAGCGAGAAGGCCAAUCAGAAGCCGACCACUGGCGAGGACCCGCCCCUGCAGUGGACGAAAAGUCAAGGGAAGAGGAAUUUGACGACUACUUUGAAGACAUGUUUCUUUGACUUUGCUGGUAUCAGCGGACGUCCUGCUGUGAAUACACUUCUGUCGGAGCCUCACUGACAUUACAAGAUGUUCUGUUUGAUUGCAUGUGUUAUUACGUCUACAGAAAUAAACCAAAUGUUUACCUUGUAUCUGUCAGAGUCUUCACAAUACUAUCAGCAUCUCUGUUUCAAUUCAAACACCAUCAUGGCAGAACAUCAUUUAAAAAAAAGGUUUUGUCACUGGAGCAGAAACUAGAGAUGGCAGUGUCUGACUGUGCUUUGGUCCACAACUUGACUGAAAAGUCUUCAUACAUUUUUGAUUGGAUGAGUUGGAUUAACUUUAGAAAAAGCUCUCCUUUCCUCAGAGCCAACAGGAGUAUACACAGGAACAUUUUUAUUUCCGUUGGUUCAAUAUUUUUUUCCAAAAAACCUAAAUUUGUUACAUUCCAGCCCAGCCCUAGCUAAUUUUAGAUGCUAACAUAGAUGCUAAUUUUAACAUUGUUAACAAAACACCUGACCUCUAUUAUGUUACUGUCAUUCACCAAAAAAGCAGUAAAAUACCUUAUUUUGUUUUCUUGAAGGAGGUUGAGCAAACCAUGAAAAAAAAAAAAUUGCUCUACUUACAUAAAAAUGCUGUCAAGGCUGUUAAUGUCUGUGCUAACCUUCUGCUCGUUUGUUCAUGUUUUUCUUGUAUUGCUGAAUCUAUUUUAUAAGCUAUUUUAUUUUUUCUAAGUUUUCCUGUGAAAUUAAGCUUAAAAGAAAACAUCUUUUAGCAAUUUUGUUUACACAUUAGCAUACUGACAUGAGGAGCAUUUAGCUUAAUUAGCAUAUUUAUAGACCACUUGUUCUGUUUAUUAUAUAAGAAUUAUCUUAACUUUAAGUUAUAUUUUAUUAUAUGAAUCUUUACUUUAGAUGUUGCCACCUUUUUUUGACUGCUACUCAUUGCUGUGUAAGUGAAAAUGCAUUGUAGCAGCUGCGGUAACAAUACAAGAGUCUAGCACUCAGCUCUGAAAAAGGGAACCAGGAUUAGCUAAAGAUUUCCCGCCUGCCAAGGGCAAAUUGAAGCACUGCCUUGACUUCAACUCUUGAAACAGGAAACUGCGUGAGGUUGCUAAGAGAUUAUAGACCUUGGCUUAAAUAAAGACAAUUACUUUA
Molecule: messenger RNA, 2241 nt
Organism: Labrus bergylta (ballan wrasse)
Lineage: Eukaryota; Metazoa; Chordata; Actinopteri; Labriformes; Labridae
Gene: fra10ac1
Product: FRA10A associated CGG repeat 1
Source: RefSeq, a predicted model, not a curated record